Cyprinodon tularosa is the source of this 9794-nucleotide messenger RNA. RefSeq names its product REV3 like, DNA directed polymerase zeta catalytic subunit (gene rev3l). Gene Ontology annotation, molecular function: DNA-directed DNA polymerase activity; DNA binding; nucleotide binding. The transcript is spliced from 32 exons. Bases 348 to 9194 code for a protein of 2948 amino acids. Gene Ontology annotation, cellular component: zeta DNA polymerase complex; nucleus. NCBI's taxonomy places the organism in Eukaryota, Metazoa, Chordata, Actinopteri, Cyprinodontiformes, Cyprinodontidae. Gene Ontology annotation, biological process: double-strand break repair via homologous recombination; error-prone translesion synthesis. The record is from RefSeq and is a predicted model, not a curated record.
AACCGUCUCCCUCCACCCCAAACAAUAACAGCACCGAGGCAGCGCGGGAGUCCAGCAUGCGGCCAGCGGACGGAGAGCUCCGGGCUGCAGCGGCUCACACGGCGGCUCCGCUCCGCCGUUGAGCUUCGCUCUCGCGGCAGCAGUCGAUCCUUUUACGGGCUGUGACAGGCUGGGCGCGCGGCAGACACGGCGAGCAUUGUUUCGCUUUUUUUUUCUUUUCUUUUUUCACCGUUUUACCGCCUGACAGCCCCCCUCCUUCCUGACCAACAGGGUCUCAGAUUCUCAUGGACUCCCUGCGUUAGUUUUCUCCUUUUCAGCUCUUUCUCUGUGUGAGCAGCGCUGCAGUCAUGUUUGCAGUGCGGAUAGUCACCGCAGACUACUAUCUGUCCAGCCCCAUUAAAGGCCUGGACGUGUGUUACUCUGAAUUCAGGGACAGCGAAGUGAAGAAGGUGCCGGUGGUGCGGAUAUUUGGAGCCACUCCAGCAGGUCAGAAGACGUGUCUCCACCUCCAUGGCGUGUUCCCCUACAUCUAUGUGCCGUACGAUGGCUGCACACAGCAGCCAGAGCGCUACAUGCGGCAGGUGGCCUUCAGCAUCGACAGGGCCCUCAACGUUGCCAUGGGAAACCCCGCCGCCAGCACCCAGCAUGUCUUCAAGGUGGUGCUGGUCUCUGGCAUGCCUUUCUAUGGUUUUCACGCCAAAGAGAAGCACUUUAUGAAGAUCUACUUGUACAAUCCUCAGAUAGUGAAAAGAGUGUGUGAGCUUUUACAGAGUGGAGCAGUGAUGAACAAGAGCUACCAGCCUCACGAGGGCCACAUCCCCUACCUCCUGCAGCUCUUCAUGGAUUAUAACCUGUAUGGCAUGAACCUGAUUAACAUGGGAGCUGUGAAGUUCCGCAGGAGCCAUAACAAAGACGGAGCAGCUCCAGAGGCGGAUCCAUCAUCUUCCAGCUCUCAUCCCAGCAUCAGUCCCUGGAAGAUCCCCUGUUCCACCAGGCUGAACGACAGCAGCCUCGCAGGCACCUUCGUCCGCUGGGAGGAGAGCGCUCUACCCUGCUCUUUAGUCCUGGAGAACGUGGAGAGGCAGAGCACCUGUGAGCUGGAGGUGGAUGCUGUGGCUGUCGACAUCCUUAACCGCCUCGACAUUGAAAAUCAGAUUGGAAGGAACCCCGGACUGCAGGCUAUUUGGGAGGAUGAGAAGCAGAGGAGGAGGGAGAACAAUCAGUCCUCCCAGAUAGAAGCUCCUCAAUCACAGGAGCGUAGCUCCGUCACGUUAACGGACAGCGAGCAAACCUUCCUGAAGAGACUGAAGGACAUCCUGAGGGAGAACAAGUUUGAUUUAACCCAGGAUUUGCCGUUGGAUGAUGAGGAGAGUUUCUCAGCAGAGCUCACCCUGCAUCCUGACCAGCCGACCCCAGACGAGCUGCCCUGUACUGCUGCUAAUGCUGUGCAGGAGCACAGGGACUCUCAGCCAGACUCGGAGAGGAGCAGUGGGAGAGUCCCAGAGGAGGCGGUCGUUGAUGAGGAGGCCAUCCUAAGUCUUCUGGAGAGCAGUCAGACUUUUCUCCCACUCUCACAGACGUCCAACCACUCCCCGCUGUUAGAAAGCAGUCAAGAUCACGCCCUCAUCGAUCUGCUGGCAGGCCUGGAGGAUGACGGCUUCCACCGGUCCCCCCUCAGACAGGCCGCUAAGUCUCAUUCGCUGGCUGGUGCAGCAGCCUACCACUGUAAUAGUGAUGAAGAAGAAGCCGGGCCGGAGCUGGCGAAGGAAGAGGCGGAGCUCAGUAUGAUCAUGUCACAGCGGUGGGACAGCAAGCGCCAUGGGAGAACUGACCCGCUGAGGCCUGGAGUCAGGGAUGCGGAGGAUGGCUUCAGCGACGAGCAGCAGGAGUCCUCUGACGAAGACAUGGAUUGGAGCGGGAAUCAUUCCCUGUUUGCCGAUCUGUCCAUCCCACAGCUGGAUGGGGCGGCGGACGAAAGCAGCGAUUCCUCCUUAACGGACACAGGCUCCAUGUCUCAGUCCUCGCUUACAGUCACAGAGAAGCUGUUGGGAAAAAACAGCCCUUGCACAGGAGAGAGCGUCCACCUGGAGCCGCCUUCGCCCGCUAAGAUCCUGCUGUGCAAGCAUCCUGAGCACAGGCCAGGCCGCGUUUUGGACACGGAGGAACAACUGGAAAACCCCUUUCAGUUGAAAAGCAGCCAGGACGGAGCUAGUGGGUGUUCUGCAGGUUUCAGGGUCAAUAAAGAAAUCCCGUACAUCUUGCCAGUAAAGCACCCGAUUCCUGGUAAAAUAUCCGCCCACUCCGAGGUCUCUCCCAUUUGCAUGGACAAAGAGGACAUCCGUCCUUUGUAUGCGUGUAACAAGAAGAGCUCCAAACCCACAGAUAAGGCUGAGCUGGAAGGCUUCCCCUUUGCUGCUGGAAAGGUAUCAAAACACAGGAAGCAGUACAGCAGCCUGGAGACGGUGGAGGCUAAAAGUUUGUCAAUUUUCCAGAAACACAGCACCAUCUCCCUCUGCUACCCGGACCUCAGAACCUGCUCUGCCAAGACAGAGCUGGAGUUGAGCACUAAGGAGAGAAAAAGCCCCAAAAAGCUCAUGAAGGACGGCGAGUUCAGGGAUCCCAGGGAGGAGGAAAUGGCCCCAGAAAGCGAGGAAGGAGAUGUCGGGGAACUCAAAAUCAGAUACGAAGACUACCAGGAAAAUAAAACCGAGCGGACUAUCGUGGCCCAGCAGGAAGCGCACUACAAGUUCUUCCCCAGUGUGAUCCUCUCCAACUGUCUCAACAGAAAGAAAAGCGGAAACAAAAAGCCGGCGGACGCCUGCUGUAAACCAGAGCCAUCCCCGCCUUGCAAGUUGAAGCUAAAACUUCCUAAAAAGAGGUUAGGAAUGGCCGGCCAUAGGAGCAAAGCACUGAUGUGUCAGAGCCUGUCCUCUGACGGGCCGGUUAGCACAGAGCUCUCCUCCACAACGCCUGCUUUACACGAUUCAGAGACCGAGGGGCCAGUUUCAGAGGACCAACCAGAAUCACAGACCGAGGCAGAUAAAGAGGCCGAGCCCGUCGUAAACAGGGAGUUGGAUGGUGAGAAGAAGCCUGUCAUUGACCUGAUAGAACCAGAGGCGGUCGUCUCCAACCUCACCGUCGAGUCCUCUUUUUGCGAAGAAGCCAAAGACACAACCGAAGAGAAUCUGAGCCUUGAUCCGCCUUCAUCUGCUAAAGUUAGGCACACUAAACCGUCAACACUGCCAGGAAGUAAAUACAAGCUGAGGGCGAAACGGAAAAUGACCACUGAUGGCGACAGCGAGGACCACCCAGUUUCCAGUCGUUCCAAAAAGCCGGGCAAGCUUCCCGGGUGGCAGGAGACCAAGCAAAACAAGAGACGCAAGAGGGAGCCUCCUGUCAUCAUCAAGUACAUCAUCAUCAACCGGUUCAAAGGACAGAAGAACAUGUUAGUGAAGAUGUCCAAAGUGAGCGCCGAGGAACAGCAGGUUGUUUUGACUCCUGACAAAAUGGAGCGUUACAAUAAACUGGCUCCUCUGAAGAGUUUCUGGCCUAAAGUACCAGAGUCCACAGCUGUCAGGUUUCCCAUCAAAGAGCCCAAAGCUAAAAAAGCACCCAAACGGAAACCGAGGGUCAACAAUGCCAACAUCAACCUGAUCAGCGGCUCCCCCAAAACGCCCGCGACCAAACGAGGAAGGAUGAGACGGACUAAAGGCUGCCCAAGGCGGCCGGAUCUGCCCUCCCUACCUCCACCUCGGCCGUCUUACUGCGAGCUUGCGGAUGAUACCGAGAAAGAUUACGCUGAUGUCAUGGUAGAACUGGGCUAUCUGUCAGACCGAUCCCCGAGCCCCACUGAAUCCACGCCGCCGCGCUGCUGGUCCCCGAGCGAGCCUUCCCUGAGCUGCUCAGAGAAGCUGAUCAAUCCGCUCAGUGACCCGUGUCUUAGUGCUGCUCCUCAGAAGCCUGCGACCAAACGAGCCCGAAACGCCAAAGCUAAGAGGUCCGCCAACUCUAAACGGACAGCAAAAGGGUCCGCCAAGUCCUCGGAGGCACAAGAGCCCAAAGUGGAGAAAUCCAGAAAACGAAACGCCGCUACUCCAAGGCAGAGGAAGAAAGCUAAAGAUGGAGUUGAAAGUCCUGCAACGUUUCCGCAGCCCAGAAGGUCCCGCAAGAAGAAAACCAGCGAUUCAUGUAAAGCAGACUCCCAGCAGCGGGUUCCUCCACCGAAGGAUUCCCCUAAAGAAGUUCCUCCAUCUCAGCAGCCGUUAGGCCCCGACCACAGCAGCGCCAACAGGGAGUUCACUCCUGCUCCCUCGACCAGCUUCGUCAAGCCGAAGGCGGAGGACUGUGAGACCUCCAUCAUGGAGGCCAACCAAAGUCUGCUGGCUCCGGUAGAAGUGAAGCAGCAGGGCUGUCAGACCGCCGUGGUGAAAUCAGAGUCCUUCCCGGAGGAGAGCGCCGCCCCUCAGCCUGAAGAUGUCAAGAGAGAAAACGGUUUUCCUAAAAACGGGGAGGUCCCUCCUCUCCCUGAGGUCUCUGGCCUGGCGGUGCUGAAGCAGCUCCUCCAGAAGAGGCAGCAGGGCCAGGCGCUCCCUCUGCAGGCGGUCGGCACAGACAGACACGCUGCCGCCCUCGCUCAAGCCGCAGUGCUGCUAAACCCCUCCGCCAAACCCAUCAGGACCCCUGCCACUGCUCCUCGUAAACCCCGCGCCCCGAAAUCGGCCGCUUCCAAAGAGAAAAGGCCCAGAACCAAGAAAGCCAGGACCAGCUGCACUCAGCCGGAACAGCCAGGGAAGCAGGACGGCAGCACGUCUGAUGACUGCCUUCUCUUCUCCUCCGCUCCCAGCCUCGCCAGCUGCAACUUCAUAGAGGACAGCCUGUCCCCCGAGCUGCCCCCCUCCUACACCUUCGACAUUAACACCAUCCACCAGGCAGAGUUCUCUAGCCCCUACAGCGGCAGUCAGUUCGUUUUGACCGACAAAAACCUCCCCGUCAAGUUCCUCAGUGACAUCUGUCAGGAAGCGCCGCCUGCUCAGACGAAGUGCGUGGAGGAGCUCCCUCAGGGCAAAACCCAUCGAGGCUCGGAUGUGGGCGGCGCCAGGGCAGCCAGUCCAGAACUCUUUGACAGCUCUGGGAACAGAGAGCCUUUGGCGGACAUCACCUCCCUGGAUUGUGAGAGGCAGAGGGAGUGGGACCGGUCUCUGUUCAAACCUCACAUCCUCAGCCCCUUCCAAGACUUCCACUGCGAGAGGAAAGAGCUCCUGUUCUCCGCCUUCGACCCCGUCAUCCCUCUGUCUCUGAGCUCGGUGUCGUUCAUCGACCAGGAGGGCUCCCCGACCAGCGAGCUCCAGGAGAGCAUCGACGGGCUGACGUCCACCACGCCCAGCAGCUCCCCUCACUCUAUCAGCUCGCUGUCACAGGCUAGGGGAGGCCAGCUUCACCGGGGGGCCGCAGGCGGAGCCCACGUCCUCAAGCCACUCAUGUCUCCUCCCAGUCGGGAGGAGAUCCUCAGCACGCUGAUGGACCUGGACAUGUCAGAGGCCACUUUCCAGGAGCCCUUCUGCAGCGACCCCUCUGACAUCCCAAGCAGGCCAAUGGAGGUCGGAGGGCGUAAACUGACAGUUGGAACCAGACUGGUGAAGGAGCUGGAGGAGUUCAGAGGAGACAUCUCUUUGGAGGGCCUCCUUUUCUGGAAGACUGCCUUCUCCGUCAUGACACACCCCGCUGCCACCAUCACCACCUCAUCGCAGGAAGCAGAGACAAAGGAAGAGAAGACCGAGCUCCCAGAAUCCUCAGCCAGCGACAAGAAGGUGGUCCUCCUGCCCUGCAGAAACCCACCGAGCCGGGAGCGCGUGCAGCUGUGGCUGGAAGCCAGGAAACAGUACGACAGCCUGCAGAGAGGGAGGAGAGAGACGGGGAAGGAGAGGGGUGAGGCUGAGGUGGAGCAGGACAGUCCGGAGAGAACGGAGCUGCGGGCCGCGUCCAGAAGCCCCUCAGUUACCGUCCAACAGUGCGGGAACGUUUCCAGCACCAGAGCUCAAAGAAGGAAGAAGCUCAACCUGUCUUUCCUCUUGUCUCCUCUGGCGGAUGGAGCCAGAUCCAGCGCAGAGAGUCCAGGUUCUGAUGAGAGCGGGGCGAGCCCGGAGCCGGAGGACAAAGACGAGGAUGAAGAUGAUGCUUCUAAAACAACUUCUCCAGAAUCCCCAGAGCUGCCUCCGUGGCAGGAAUCCCAUCAGCUGAGCCCUGAACGCCUCAUCAACAGGAAGCCAUGUGAAAACUCACCGGAACCAUUGUCCCCCAUGCAGCAGGAGCCCGGAGGGGGCCGAUCUCCUUCCCCGUUCCUUAGCAACAACAGGGACGGAGACAGUAGCCCACUCCCCCUACACAGCACCCCCUUCAUGAGGAAAAGGAGGAGGAGCACAGAGGAGCAUGAUCCGGUGUGCAGCACCCCCAUGAGUGACAAAGAUCCUGUUUGUCCAAGACUUCAGCAGAGGAGAAGAAGCCAAGCUGAUCCUUUGAGAAGAGUUUUACUGACCACACAGAUGAAGAACCAGUUUGCUGCUAUAAACGUGCCAAAGAAGGACCAGUCUCAGAUUGAAGGGCCCAGCAUAGCCAACUCGUACGGCUUCAAAGUCAGCAUGCAGAACCUGCAGGACGCCAAGGCUCUGCAUGAGGUCCAGUACCUGACCCUGAUGGGAAUGGAGCUCCACGCAAGAAGCCGCCGUGACCUGGAGCCCGACCCAGAGUUUGACCCUAUAUGUGCCUUAUUCUACUGCUUCAGUUCUGAUGCCCCCCUGCAGGGAGCAGACGGCAACCAGCUGACGGGCGCCAUCAUGGUGGACAGAGAGCAACAGAGUGCGGGGCGAGGCUGCAGAGCGACAGCGCCGCUGCUGGUCAGGUCAGGCGUCUCUGGGCUGCAGGUGACCUAUGCCAGCGAGGAGAAGAUGCUGUUUCAGGAGCUCAUCACCAUCAUGAGAAGGUUCGACCCAGACAUCCUGGUGGGCUAUGAGGUUCAGAUGCGUUCAUGGGGCUACCUGCUUCAGCGUGCCGCUGCGCUGGGAGUGGACCUCUGCCAGCAGCUGUCCCGGAUCCCAGGCGACUCCAAGGAAAACCGCUUCGCCGCCGAGAGGGACGAGUACGGCGCCGACACCAUGACUGAGAUCAACAUCAUCGGACGCGUCACCCUCAACCUGUGGAGGGUGAUGAAGAGUGAGGUGACUCUGAACAACUAUGGCUUUGAGAACGUGGCCUUCCAUGUCCUCCACCAGCGCUUCCCUCUCUACACCCCCCGCACGCUGUCUGACUGGUUCGACCACGUCACAGACCUGUACAGGUGGAAGAUGGUGGACCACUACGUCAGUCGUCUGCACGGCAUCAUGCAGCUGCUGCAGCAGCAAGAUAUCAUCGGCAGAACCAGCGAGCUGGCCCGACUCUUUGGGAUUCAGUUCCUGCAUGUUCUGACUCGAGGAUCCCAGUACCGCGUGGAGUCCAUGAUGCUCCGCGUGGCCAAGCCUCUGAACUACAUCCCCGUGACGCCCAGCGUGCAGCAGCGAGCUCAGCAGAGGGCGCCGCAGUGCAUCCCUCUGGUGAUGGAGCCAGAGUCCCGCUUUUACAGCAACUCUGUGGUGGUUCUGGACUUCCAGUCGCUGUAUCCCUCCAUCGUCAUCGCCUACAACUACUGCUUCUCCACCUGCCUGGGCCACGUGGACAGCCUGGGAACGUCUGAUGAGUUCAGGUUCGGCUGCACGUCUCUGCGGGUUCCUCCUGAGCUGCUCCACCAGCUCCGUAACGACAUCACAGUCUCUCCAAGCGGCAUCGCCUUCGUUAAGUCGUCGGUGCGUAAAGGCGUCCUGCCCAGCAUGCUGGAGGAGAUCCUCAACACCAGGAUCAUGGUGAAGCAGUCCAUGAAGACCUACAAGCAGGACAAGGCCCUGAUGAGGCUGCUGGACGCCCGGCAGCUCGGACUCAAGCUCAUCGCCAACGUCACCUUCGGCUACACCGCCGCAAACUACUCCGGGCGGAUGCCCAGCGUGGAGGUGGGAGACAGCAUCGUCCACAAAGCCAGAGAGACCCUGGAGAGAGCCAUCAAGCUGGUCAAUGACACCAAGAAGUGGGGAGCACGUGUCGUAUACGGAGACACAGACAGCAUGUUUGUCCUGCUGAAAGGAGCCACCAAGGAGCAGGCCUUCAAGAUCGGACAGGAGAUCGCCGAGGCCGUAACCGCCACCAACCCCAAACCUGUUAAGCUCAAGUUUGAGAAGGUGUACCUGCCCUGCGUGCUGCAGACAAAGAAGCGCUACGUUGGCUACAUGUACGAGAGUCUGGAUCAAAAAGAGCCAACGUUUGAUGCCAAAGGGAUAGAAACAGUGCGUCGUGAUGGAUGCCCCGCCGUUUCCAAGAUUCUGGAGCGUUCCAUCAAGCUGCUGUUUGAGACGCGAGACAUCAGCCAGGUGAAGCAGUUUGUCCAGCGGCAGUGUGCGAAGGUUCUGGACGGCCGGGCCAGCAUGCAGGACCUGACCUUCGCAAAGGAGUACCGAGGCAGCGGGUCGUACCGGCCCGGAGCCUGCGUGCCCGCUCUGGAGCUCACCAGGCGUAUGAUGGCGUACGACCGCAGGUUGGAACCCCGAGUGGGAGAGAGGGUCCCCUACGUGAUCGUGUACGGGAUGCCCGGCGUGCCCCUCAUCCAGCUGGUGCGCCGCCCCAUGGAGGUGCUGCAGGACCCCAGCCUGCGCCUCAACGCCACAUACUACAUCACCAAGCAGAUCCUGCCGCCGCUCGGCCGCCUGUUCCAGCUGAUCGGGGUGGACGUCUUCAGCUGGUACCAGGAGCUCCCCCGGGUCCAGAAAGCUUCCUGCUCCUCUGGGCUGGGCGGGGAGGAGCCCACUGGGAGGAAGGGAACCAUUUCCCAGUACUUCACCACACUUCACUGCCCCGUCUGUGACGAGCUGACCCAGCUGGGGGUGUGCUCGCGCUGCCGGGCCGACCCUCAGAGGGUGGCGGUGACCCUGUACCAGGACAUGAGGCAGUGGGAGAGUCAGCAGGAGCAGCUGCUCAAGAUCUGCAGGAACUGCAGCGGCUGCGCUGAGCGGCAGGUCCCCUGCGUGUCCCUGGACUGUCCCGUCCUCUACAAGCUGUCCCGGGUCAGCAGACAGCUCUCCAAGGCCCCCUACCUCAGACAGCUGCUGGAGCAGUUCUGAUCGGCUCAUUUGGUGCUAAACUCUGACGCUUCACUCACAUUUUAACGGUGCUUUGAAUAAACUGGUUUGGUUUUUUUUAUAUCCGAUCUGGUGAUUAACUCUAAGUUAUGAGACGCUGGUUUACUGCCGCCUCCAUAAGCUGCUGGGUGAAGCCGAUUCAGCUCCCUGAUGAUUGACGCCACUAAGAGACGGAGGCCACGUUUCCUCCUUCAGUCCGUCCGCGUUAGCGCGAAAGCUGAACCUUCAAAAGGUGCCAUGUUUCCUGCGAUUGAACCGCCAUCGAUCCGACGCAUCCUUCAGCAGAGGGUGAGAACUGGAACUGCGUUUCUUUUCAAUCUGGGACUGUUGCAAUACUGUAUGAUAAAACGUCAUGAAGAGUCUAUUUCUUUGUGAACAUGGGUUUGAUGUACGUGUCCGGUUUCCUGUGCAAACCUGCUUCUAAACUACAGCAUCUUUCCUCAAACAUGGAAGAUCUGUUUGUAAAAAUGUAAAAAAAGAACGGGAAAAAAAAAAGAUAUGGAAGGUGUUUUUGAUUGUUUUUAUUGACGUGGCCGUGGUUGGAGGUUUGAGAUGAUUUAAUAAAAACAAACUCAGUAUUCA